AUGGCUGAAGAUUUUCCCACUAUCAUAACCGACGAGGCGCGAUCGCGGGCUCCCAUCAGCAGUGAAACUGUCAUAGGAGUGAGCGUUUUGUUCCUCUCUCUAGCGACAAUAUUCACUGGAACCCGCCUCUACACCAGAUUUACCGUUUACCAGCAAUUCUGGUGGGAUGAUUGGUCCAUGCUCGUGGCCUGGAUGGGCACCAUCGUGCUGUGCACGCUGCUGACGGCAGACACGGCAGUGCACCACGCAGACACGCCCGUCGCAGAAUACAAGCAAUAUGUCGAGCUCUUUCAGGACCUCCAAAUGGUCGCCCGCACGAGCAUGUUCUUCGCCAAGCUCUCCAUCCUGUUGCUCUACAUUCGGCUCUUCUUUCCCAAGGGCGUCACACGCAGCGCACUCUGGUGGAUCAUUCAAAUUGUCGUGUGGCUCAACUUUCUCUAUACGGUUGGCCUGAUUUUGGCUAUCGCGUUGCAAUGCGUUCCAUACAAUAAGCCUUAUGGCAGCAGCUGCGUGAAUCAGUACAUGGUGUUGAUUUCGGCGUCAAUCAUCAACAUCAUCAGCGAUUUGCUCGUGCUAUUAAUUCCCAUGGCAUCAGUAUGGCGGCUGAAUAUGAGCCGCAGGCGGAAGUGGGCUGUGUGGGCUCUGUUUGCCUUCGGCAUCGCCCGCCUUGCCUACCAAGUACCCAUGGCCGACGGAACAGACACAACGGUAAUCUACAUGAUCGUAGUCAUACUGGCUCUGGCAGAGCAAGUUAUUGGCAUCGUUGCCGGCUGCGCACCCAUAGUAAGCACCUGGUUCGUCCGCCUCGUUCUGCGCAAAGGAUCGCGGGACGCCAAAAUAAGCCCAGCCGCCGCAGCAAACGCCCCACGCACUCUCACGCAGCGGUUCAAACUCGAUAGGGAGGGCGGUGAACCCGAGACACCUCAGGAGAGGCGGCUGCGGAAAUGGAAGCGGUCCAAGGCGUCGGAUCCAUAUCCUACUUUAAACACUACGAUACUCACCACGGCGAGUGAGGAGGCGCUCGAUCCAGGUUUUGAGGCGCUUAGGAACGCGGAGUCGGGGCGGAGGUCCGAUGCAUUGGAGUUGAGCGACGUUACCUCUGUUGGGGGCAGAGACAGAUAUUGA
This is a messenger RNA of Diaporthe amygdali, 1125 nucleotides long. RefSeq lists its product as uncharacterized. The transcript is spliced from 4 exons. Bases 1 to 1125 code for a protein of 374 amino acids. The record is from RefSeq and is a predicted model, not a curated record. Lineage: Eukaryota; Fungi; Ascomycota; Sordariomycetes; Diaporthales; Diaporthaceae.